This is a messenger RNA of Tarenaya hassleriana, 3919 nucleotides long. RefSeq names its product pentatricopeptide repeat-containing protein At2g04860. Gene Ontology annotation, biological process: RNA modification. Lineage: Eukaryota; Viridiplantae; Streptophyta; Magnoliopsida; Brassicales; Cleomaceae. The record is from RefSeq and is a predicted model, not a curated record. Gene Ontology annotation, molecular function: protein binding; RNA binding. The coding region runs from base 69 to 2171 and encodes 700 amino acids. The transcript is spliced from 8 exons.
UGCAAUGACCGUUGACGCAUCAUAUCAGUGAAAGUGAGAGAGUCGCAUAAAAGCAGAGGAGACGGAGUAUGCGCUCGAGCAAUCUCAACAGCCCAGCUUCAGCUCGAGACAUCUUUCAUGUUCAUGGUGAAAAUCCUUCUUCCCCUAUCGGUAUCUUUCGCCAUUUAUUACGCUCAGGUCUCGAACCAAAUCAUCAUUCCAUCUCUCUCUUCCUGAAAUCCUCUGCUGCCUUCUUAUUGUCUUCCGUUGAUUCGUUGAAACUACAAGUCGGGCAAAUCCAAACCCAUCUCGUCAAAUCAGGUCUUGAUCAGUUCGUCUAUGUCAAAACAGCUCUUCUUGAUCUCUGCUUGAAGAUGGGUCGUGUUACUACCGCACGAUUAUUGUUCGACGAAAUGCCUGAAAGAGAUGAUGUUGUUUGGAAUGCAAUGAUCUGUGGGUACUCUCGUAAUGGCUACGACUCUAAUGCCUUGCAGCUCUUCAUUGAAAUGAUUCGACAAGGGUUUUUCCCCUCCGCAACGACACUCGUAAGCUUGUUGCCUUCUUGUGGGCAAUCUACUUUUAUGUCUCAAGGGAGGUCUGUUCAUGCUCUCGCCGCUAAGGCUGGUAUUGGGUUGGAUUCUCAAGUGAAAAAUGCUCUUCUCUCAAUGUAUUCAAAGUUUGGAGACUUGAGUUCAGCAAAACAUUUGUUUACAGAUAUGAACGAGAAAACCACUGUUUCCUGGAAUACGAUGAUUGGUGCCUAUGCCCAAAAGGGUUUCAGGGAAGAUGCUAUACUUGUUUUCAGGCAAAUGCUCGAGGUCAAUGUAGAGAUUAGUGCUGUAACUAUCAUCAACCUUAUUUCUGCUCAUGUUAGUCAUGAGCCAUUACAUUGUUUAGUUGUUAAAACGGGAAUUGUAAAUGAUUCGUCGGUGAUUACUUCUUUAGUCUGUGCAUAUGCAAGAAAUGGUGAUUCAGAAUCAGCAGAACGACUUUAUGAGUCCACAAACGAAGAAAGUAUAGUUAGCCUAACAGCAAUCAUUUCAAGCUAUGCUGAGAAAGGGAAUAUGGAUAUAGCGGUUGCGUAUUUUUGUAGGAUGCAACGGUUGGGUAUGGAACUGGAUGCUGUAGCUAUGGUUGGGAUUCUCCAUGGAUUUACGAUCUGUGGUAACAUCAACUUAGGGAGUUCUUUACAUGCUUAUGUGAUCAAAAGCGGCUUGUGCGCUGAUACCCUGGUUGCGAAUGUGCUGAUAACUAUGUACUCUAACUUUGAUAAUGUGGAGGCUAUGUUGAUUCUAUUUGAAGAAAUAAAUGAGAAACCUCUUAUUAGUUGGAACUCAGUGAUAUCUGGGUGUGUACAGGCUGGAAGGGCAAGCACAGCCUUCAAAAUGUUUUCUCGAAUGAAGUUAAAUGGUGGUCCGAUGCCAGAUGCCGUUACAAUAGCAAGUUUACUGACCGGGUGCUCCCAGCUCGGUUACUUGGAUUUUGGGAAGAAACUUCACGGUUAUGCUCGUAGGAACAAUUUUGAAAUGGAGGAUUUUGUCUGCACUGCCCUUAUAGACAUGUAUGCCAAAUGUGGAAAUGCAGAACUUGCAGAAAGCGUGUUCAGGAGCAUAAAAGAUCCUUGUGUAGCAACAUGGAAUGCGAUGAUAUCGGGAUACAGUUUAUCUGGGUUACAUAAUAAAGCUCUUUCUUGUUACAUGGAAAUGCAAAAACAAGGAUUGAAACCCGAUAAGAUCACUUUUCUCGGGAUUCUGGCUGCUUGUACACAUGGUGGCCUUGUUGAUGAAGGAAAAAAGUGUUUCCACGCGAUGACCAAAGAGUUUGGAAUUUCUCCCAGUCUGCAACACUAUGCGCUCAUGGUUGGUCUACUGGGUCGAGCGAGUUUGUUUGCUGAAGCACUGGAUGUAAUUGCAAGAAUGGAGUUAAGGCCAGAUUCUGCAGUAUGGGGAGCUCUUCUAAAUUCUUGUGCUAUGCACAGACAGAUCGAGCUCGGGGAAUAUGCAGCUAAGAAAAUGUUAUGCAUCCAUGGGAGGUGCCGAGGUGGAUUACUUGGAUAUUUAAUUAGAUUAUUUGGAUCAUUGGAUAUGCAGAUUUUUGGUAGCAAUUUUAAUCUUCAAUGUAAAAGCAUAACAUUCUUCUUGCUGGAUGCUCCUCAAGAUUUGGCUGGGAAUCUUAUAGACAGCACAGCAUGAUUUGACAAUGACGAGAGUGUUGGAUGUGUCCGUGAGUUCAAGACGACUAAGAGUUUCAUUGAAUCCUUGAAAAGCCCAAAGAAACAAAUUGUUUGGUCGUGGUUGAUUUUUAUGGCAAGUCCUGUGGAAGCUGUAAGUAUAUAGAGCAAGGUUUCUGAAAACUCUCUAAGGGAUCCAGGCACCAAGCAACUCCAGUUAUCUAUCUCAAGCAUAAUGUACCGAUGAAUGUAGUGAACACUCUGCCCUUGCUGAAAGGCUCUGAAUCAAGGUAGUGUAUGAAUAUUGUGAACACUCUGCACUUGCUGAAAGGCUCUGAAUCAAGGUGGUUCCCUUUUCCACUUCUACAAAAACAGAGCGUUAUGGGAAGGAUUCGCAAACAAAGACAGGGAAAGGAUCGAGACAGCUAUUUUCAAAUAAACCGGUGAUUGGCUGUCUUUCCAAAUCCAAAGCGAUGACAUUUCCAUCUCGUCUACUUUAUCUUAGGCUCUUCCCAACUCGUUUCCAGGUCUAGAUUAUGGAACGUCGAGGACCGCUACAUGCCUUACAUUUUGUGCCAUAUGAAAAUACGUGUAUGGUGAGAUAUAUUAGGGUCUGGAAACUUUGAUACAGGGAAGUGUGGUUGAUAAACAGUAUCGAGCAUAUGUGAGCAAAGGAAGGGAGAAGAACCAACAAGGAAACAUUGAAGAACAUAUCAGCAAGGGGCAAGAUGGCUUUUUCAUGUGUGUGUCGAUUUGGGUGUGCAGGAUUUUGGUUGUUUGGUGUCACGUCAGUACUUUAUUUAGCCCUGUCUUUCAUUUCAUUCGGUAGGGUUUUUCAUCUGGAAAAUUGUCGACAGAGUUACUGAAAUACAAAUCUGGGUUUUCUUUUACAAAACCCUAUCAGUGGUCCGAACAUCAGGUGCUUCGAGGGUCAUGACAGAACAUGAAGCUGUAUUAGUCACAUAUUCUGGAAAUUGCACAAGAGAGAUUUCAGAUCUAACAAAAGACAAUAAAGGACCCGGAUGAAAGAUACCUCGAAACGGGAAGGAUCAAACUUUUCAGGAUCAGCGAAGAAGCCGGGGUUGUGAUGUAUGUUCCUGAACAAUGGCAUCACCUUCCAUCCCUUUGGAAUCAGAUAUCCUGUUAGGAGUGAAAGAUAUUAUGCUCGCCAUCCUCAAGCUCUCCAACACCACCUGCAUUUCUCAAUCAGAUUGGAUGCCUGAGUUUUGAGGUUUCUAUAUUCCGAAUCAGAAGCUUCCAGAACGAUGUCCCCGCAACACUUACCUUGUAAGUCACGGACAUGUUCCUGGUUUGUGACCAGGUACUUGACGAUCCAUGUCAUGGCGCUUGCGGUUGUGUCCUGUGCAGCAAACAGAACCCCGAUGAUGUUAUCGGCGAUCUGAUCUUCUCUAAGAGCCUCACCUCUCUCAUCUUUGGAGUUCAGUAGACUUCCCAACAGGUCAUUCUCCUCAAGCCUCUUCUCUUUCCUUUCACAAAUUAUUUCUGCUAAGAUCUGGUUCAGCCUCUUCCUCGCCUUUCGAGAAUCCAAAAACCAAAAAGGGUCUUAAGAAAAGAUCCAUUUUAACAUUUUAAAAAAAACGAAAGAGAUUCAAGAAGAAGAGAAAGGCUUACCAGAACGGCUUUUCUGUAAGAGGUCCCAGGAAGAACUGUGGGGAAGGAAUUGUAGCCUUUGUCUACUGUGGAGUAAUUCUUCUUGAGCUCUUCUCUGUAAUGACUUUCAAUGUUUCCAAAGAUUGCCAAGAUUCCUAC